GGAGGCGAAGCGGAUCCAGCCUUCUCUGAUUGACUGGCGGUGCGGUCACCGCGGCUUCGCUCCGCCCAGGUCUGGCUAACGGGGGGCCCCCCCAACCCCGGCACGCUGGGGGUCGUAGUUUACGGCGCUGCAGGCCACUCGCGUACCGCAGCCGGCCGACAUCGCCGCCCUGUGUUCGAGGCUGCUGGUUCCCGUGGGGCAACGCUGCGCAGCAGGUCCUGGUACUGCUCACCUCUCCUGGUUACCCUGCUAUCUUUGCCAUCUUUGCUGAGUUCUUGGCUAGACAGUUAUAUUUCUGUGGCAGCCUGAGAAGAUGCUGCCUUUGGAGAGGGUGUUAGCCUCCCCUAGAAGCUCCCCACCCCAAGCAGAACCAUCUACUGUGAGAUCAGAAGAUAUAGCCCAGCAGGAAGAACCCAGCCAGCAGCAGGAAUGCAGGAGGCAGCAUGAACUCAUCCAGGAAGAAGAACCCACCCAGCUGCUGGAACCUAGUCAGAGGGAGGAGCCCAGUCAAGAGAAAGAGUCUAUUCAACUGCAAGAACCCAGCCAGAGGGAGGAGCCUGGCCAGAAGGAUGUACCCAUGCAGCAGGGAGAACCCAUGCAGGAGAAUGAGCCCAGCCAGUGGGAAGAACCCAUGCAGCAGGAUAAACCCGUGCAGAGGGAUGAACCCGUGCAGCGGGAUGAGCCCGUGCAGCGGGAUGAGCCCGUGCAGCGGGAUGAGCCCGUGCAGCGGGAUGAGCCCGUGCAGCGGGAUGAGCCCGUGCAGCGGGAUGAACCCGUGCAGCAGGCUGAACCCGUACAGCAGACAGAGCCUGUUGAGCAGGAUAAACCCAUCCAACAGGAAGAACUCAUCCAGCAGGAGGAGCCAAUUCAACAAGAUAAGUCCAUUCAAAAGGAAGAAUUCAUUCAGCAGGAGGAGCCAAUUCAGCAGGUAGGGUUCAGUGAACAGGAGGAACCCAGCCAGCAGGAAGAGCCUACCCGGAAGGAUCACUCCAACGAACAGGCACAGGCGGAACUCAUCCCACAGGAAGAGCCAAGCCAGCAGGACCACUCCAGCCAGCAGGAACAGCAGAGGGAAACAGAAGCCGUCACUGAGAGAUCUGCUGCCGACCUUGAGUUUUCCCGCCUGCGCUUCCGGGAGUUUGUCUACCAGGAGGCGGCUGGGCCUCACCAGACUUUGGCUAGGCUUCAUGAGCUAUGCCGCCAGUGGCUGAGGCCUGAGGCCUGCUCCAAAGAGCAGAUCCUGGAGAUGCUUGUUCUGGAGCAGUUCCUGGGCAUCCUGCCAGACAGGGUUCGUCCCUGGGUGGUAGCCCAGUAUCCUGAGAAUUGCAAGAAAGCUGCCUCCCUGGUGGAGGGUAUCUCUGACAUCCUGGAGGAGCCAGGAAUGAUGUUCUGUUCUCCGGGUGGGUCGUCAUCCUCAUUCAGCGAGGGAGACUAUGAGAGAUGUCCUGAGCCUCUGCUGCUACCAUGUGGGUUGCUAAGUCCCGACAGAAACUUAAAACCUAGGGACAUCCUGGUACGCCGUGAUGCUUCUCCCCUUCUUCCAUCCUGGCCUACUCUGGAAUCUGUGCAUUUGGAUCGAGCGCACACAGAGGGAGAAAAGUGUGAAGAGGCCACCUCUACCGCAGCUGAGCUGAAGGAGCCUCUACAGUCGGAAUGGGACCACCUGGAUCCCACAGAGGAUAACCUGACGCAUUACAGCAAGCUGCUCCUGUGGGAGUGUCAGCUUUCCCAGGCUGGUCCAUCUUCUGUGCUGGAGGCGGAGGAACCUUGUGUGGUGGAAGAACUGCCAGGGGGCAGCCUCCCAGACAGCACCAGGCACCAGGAAAACAAAGGAAAUGUGUGUGAGGAGGUCUCCUUGGAGGAGACACUGAUGGAGAAUCUUUCAGGGGGUGUUCCUGCUAGCUCUUCAAUAGAUACUGCCCUGGAGGAGGAACAGCAACCUCAGAAGGUUCUGGAUUCUGAGGAUGAGGAUUCAAGCCCUACGAGUCCCCAGAGGCAAUCAGUCAUCCAGCAGUCAGCCCAGGACAAGGAUAGGCCACGUCAAGGCACUGGGACAAAGAGGCCCCAUCCAGAUGAUGAGUAUGAAGAGGACCCUGAGUGUCACAUUUCCAGCACCAGCAGCUACCAGCUGCCAUUUGAUGCAGGGAAGGUGCUUCAUGUGGAUGGUCAUGAUUCUGGGCAGGACCCAGGAACUUCUGCUGGGGGAUGCUCUGCAGCUGCAUCUCAAGGGAAGCCCUACAUAUGCAGUGAAUGUGGGGAGGCCUUUGCAUGGAUCUCGAACCUCAUGGAGCAUCACAAGAGUCAUGGCAGUGAGACGUGCUACAUGAGCCAGGGUUGCUAGGAACCCUUCCAUGUCAGCUUGGUUGUGGUCAAGCACCACAAGAGUCACAUACCAAAAACCAAAACAGAGCCACACCCAGAGCCCUUCUGUCAGAAGCAAAACUUACUGGUGGGAGGAUUGGCAGCUUCAACUGUGUGGGUGGUUUUCCUUAUACAACCUGAGGCGAAGCCAUUCUGCUAUGACUGUCCCAUGACAUGGCAGUUGUAGCAUGAGUGACCUUAAGGCUUAUGUGUGGUAGUGGAUUCUUUUGGUAUUUCUAUAGGCACAUCUGUGUUUGUUUUUUGAAUGCUAACACGCUGAAAACAACUGGAAAGGGGCAGGGCCCUCAUCUUAGAAAUGCACUUUGGUCUGAUGUUGUAUCUUGUAAACCAUCAGAUGUGAGGGAAGACGCCAUUUCUGUAGUAUUUUAAUACCACACAUACUCUGGUCAUUUGACAUUGUACAAAGUGUUGAGUUGCCUUAAAGUAUGUGAUCCAUUGGCACUUUCUUGAGCCCUCCUUGCCUCAGUUGCUUCUCCUUGAGCUACCUGUUCGUUCACACAUAAUUCUUGCCAUCUAUUCUGGCCUUUUUUGUAAGUAUGUGAUGCCGGGUUUACUUCUCAAUCCUUAAGAGCAAAAGCUGUUUCUUAGUUCAAGUCAUGACUUCAUAUGUGGAGUGGCUUACAAAUAUCACAAAAUAUGCGAUUUCAGACUGGGUUUCAGCCCAUUAGUGAAUUGUGAGGUCCAGUCAGUGGAUGGCCACUGGUAUUACAAAACAAUGAAGUGGAAUAAAAGUCAGAAUGCAUCGUGUAGUAAAGGCAAGUAUUGUUUUGUGAAACUUCUCAGCUGAGUAUCUGAGAGCUGGCUACCACAUUAAAUGUAUUUGUUAAGGGGUACAAACAUGGGUUAGAGAACAAUCUGUAUCUGAGCAGAGAGAACCAAUGUGGCCUACAUAGGGGAUCUUGUGGUUUUGCUUUUAACUUCAGAUUACAACAUUGUUUCUAUUGCCUGACUGUAAAUGUAAUUGCCCAGCAGGUACCGAAAGGGUGUUUUUGUUUCUGUCAGUGUUUGAGCAGGCAGUUUGUGUCCCCCCCAAAUCAGAGGCUUACCAUAAUAAAGUAUUUCUUCAUUCAUA
Arvicanthis niloticus (Nile rat) is the source of this 3454-nucleotide messenger RNA. NCBI's taxonomy places the organism in Eukaryota, Metazoa, Chordata, Mammalia, Rodentia, Muridae. The record is from RefSeq and is a predicted model, not a curated record.